CCAGCCUUGUAAUAUGGCCGCUACAGGCAAGAAAUCAAAGAAGGCAAAAUGGAUCAAAGCCAACAUGGGUGUCAUCAUUGCGGAGCCGACGACGAUAGCCACGACAAACAAUUGGGCUGACUCUGUAGAUGAAGAGACUGAAAGCUAUGGCUAUGCAGCUCGGCGUCCCCCGGUGGUGCUACCAUCGGCUUCACGGGCUGCACGAGGUGGUAUGGCUGUUGAUGAAGAAAGCAUACCACGCCACCCACCAUACAUCGCUCACAUCUCAAACUUGCCCUAUGAUGUGGAGGAGAGUGCCAUUGCUGACUUGUUUGCUGGUCUCAAGAUUACCAACUUGAGACUUCCCCGUGAAGGUGGUCGCCUCAAAGGAUUUGGCUAUGUAGACUUUGAAGACAGAGAAAGUCUUGUUAAUGCAAUGAACAUUGAAGACCUGACAGUUGGUGGCAGGAGAAUAAGAAUAGAAGUCUCCAACAAUGAUAAUGACCGCCGUAUGGGCAGAAGUGGAAGGUCUGACCGUGACAGGGAGUACGAUCCAGAGCGCACAAUGGGCGACUGGCGGUCCGGACCGCGUGCUGCACCAGAACCUCAGGCGCGUGCUCGGACCAUGGAUAGAGACCGAGAACGGGACCGCGAGAGAGAAUCAAGCAUUGACAACAAGCCUGGUGGUUGGCGAGAUGGCGAACGACAAGCACCCGCUGAACCAGCUAGAACUCCAUAUGGUGGCAGGGACUCUUAUGGACGUGACCGUUAUGGUGAUGAUCGUGGAAGAGAGCGAGGAGGAUUUGGCCGCGAUGGUUUUCGAUCUGACCGAGAUGGGUUUGGAAGUCGCGACGGUCGAGGAUUUGGUGGAAGAGGAUUUGGUGACCGUGACCCACUACCUCGGGAAGAAAGCAAACCUCGUGAGCGUCCAAAACUAAAUCUACUUCCGCGCACUGUGCCACGUGAGCCAGAAGUGCCUGUCAAACCAGCAGAUGGAGCACUAGUUGAUGACAAGCCAGAAAAACCGAAACCUGUCCCAGCUGAAAAAGUGUUUGGUGCGGCAAAGCCGGUGGACACUGCUGCUAAGGAGCGUGAAAUAGAGGAGCGUCUUCGGAAACAAGAGGAGGAAGCUAGACGCGCUGCUGAAGAAAAAGAACGUUGGGGUCGUAAGAAUGAUCACUCCAGUGACCGUCGUGGUGGUGCCAGACGUGACGACCGAGGCAGAGACUCACGCAGCUACAACAGAGACCGGCGCGAUUAUUCUAAAGAUGACAGAGAUCGGCGUGAUUACUCCAAGGAUAACAGAGAGCGCCGCGACCAUUCAAGAGACAGACGCGAUUACUCGAAAGAGGAUAGAGACCGCCGCGACAGAGACGAGAGAGAUCGCCGCGAUAGAGACGACAGAGAUCGUCGCGACAGAGACGACAGAGAUCGUCGCGGAAGAGACGAUAGAGACCACCGUGAUUACAAAGAUGAUCGCGACGGGCGAGACUCCCGCGAUCACAGAGAUGAAAAGGAUUCACGCGAUUACAGGGAUGACCGAGACAGACGCGAUUAUAGUCGAGAAAGAGACAGGCGAGACUAUUCCGGCGAUAGGGAUGAUCGAUCCCGCAACGAUAAGGCUAGGGAGUCGUCCCCAGAGGUAAGGAAGGCAGCGCGCAGUGAUGAGGACCGCGAACAAAAUGGUCGCGAAAGGCCGAGUCGCUCACGUGAGAGGCACGACGAUCGCGAAGAUAAACCCUUGCCGAAGUUAAAAGAACAAGAGAAACCAAUUUUUGUUGCGUCAAAUAAAUUCAGCUUCUUGGAGGACGCCGACGACGGUGGAUCCGACUAACAUUCGACAGAAGCUCAUUGUACUCUUUAUAACAGUGUCCAUUUCACUGUGACUCAGUGUAAAGUGUAAAUUUACGAGUAUCGGGGUUAUAUAGUGUGACUGGACUUGAUAAAGCACAAAGACGAUCUGUUGAAUGUGCUAUGUAAUAAGGACGCAAUCAAUCAUUAGUGCGGUGUGAUAAAAAGUGUAAUUAGUGUUGCUAUAUAUGCUCACACUGCUUCGAGGCCUGCCCCAGCCUUUAUAGCUAUUUCCAUGAAAAUAUAUCUAAUAUAUAAUAUAAACAUGACUGAAUGUAACAACUGCUAGCAUUCCUGUUCAUUAUACAUAAAUAUUGUUCAAGUACUGUUUUGGAAAUCGCCAUGAAGGCUGGGGCUCGGAAUUUGUGACCUGAUUGUAUGAUGUAAAUUUUUAUAUGGGCUUAAUAAAUGAUAGUGAUGUGAGAAUGGUUGCAAAACAAAAUGGCCGAGAGCAAUAACUGCUGAAUAAUUUCCACAAAUUUUUCUAAACAGGUUUUUUUUGGUAUAGGUGCUGCUGUUCAAUAUAUUUUUGUGAAUAGUGAUCAUUCAUUAUCAUUUGAUCUAAAUGUAGUUAGUAUUAUUGGACUUUGUUUUACAGCAAAAUAUGCCACAAUAAGAAAUCCAAUUUCUUUAUAUUAGAAUAUGUCUAUAUUAAAUAUUUAGUCGACUUAGAUUAUUUUUAGAAUAAAAAUUGUAUUAUUUAUCUUAACAUUCGAAAAUUGUUAAAUAAACAUCUGUUUCUACUAUACAUCCUACACACGUAUUGUUGUUAUGGUGUGCCUAUCUGGGGCAUUAAAUACAUAUUAAUGAUGGAAAUUAAUGUAUCUACCUAAUUAUUGAGGGUGAAGUUACAACAUAAAUUGUUCUAAUUGAUUUAAUAACGACGUAAUAACGUCAAAUUUAUUUCGUAUUAUCAAGAUUUUUGUUUGGUACAUUUGUCUCGUUGUGAAUUAUAAAUAAAUUACUUCUUUUACAGCCACAUUGAAUUGUUUCUUUUACGCUUUCAACAUCAUGUAGAAUACUAAUGUGAAUGUGCUAAAAAGCUAUUUCUUUUGUCUUCUGAUGCUAGUGAGUAGGUACCUGUUUAUACAUGUCGAGUAUUGUACAGAUUUGAAUAAAUUUUGUGAUCAACUUAUAGGAUGUAAAUAGUCAUCUGUGAUGGAUUCAAAGUUCUUUUGGCAUAGAGCAAAAAAAUUAGAAAAAGCGUCUGUAUUCCAAAAUCAAUUUGUUCCUGAUUAAUAAAAGAACACAUUUU
Molecule: messenger RNA, 3085 nt
Organism: Parnassius mnemosyne (clouded apollo)
Lineage: Eukaryota; Metazoa; Arthropoda; Insecta; Lepidoptera; Papilionidae
Source: the annotation of a GenBank genome assembly